Messenger RNA from Drosophila busckii, 906 nucleotides. RefSeq lists its product as uncharacterized. The transcript has 3 exons. The coding region runs from base 55 to 906 and encodes 283 amino acids. Lineage: Eukaryota; Metazoa; Arthropoda; Insecta; Diptera; Drosophilidae. The record is from RefSeq and is a predicted model, not a curated record.
CGGCUACGCAACAAGUGCUGCUGACGCUUAGAAUUACCAAGAACUGGUUUCAAAAUGCUGCUGUGGCUGCUGCAAGUGUCGUUAGUGCUGUCGAUGUGCAGCUUGUUGCACGCUGAGGAGCCGACUACGCUGGAGGACACGGAGGUGGGACGGGCGCUUUACGAUCAGCGGCAAACGGGUAAAUACAACAUACAUGUGAGCAUCAAGGAUGUGGCCAUCAUUGAGGUGGAUCAGAACGAGCUGGCAGAUGAAACCUAUAACGAGGCGGACGAUGAUUAUUACUACGAUGAUAGUGCGUUGACUAUCAAGCCUAUUAAAUUUAGCACUGAAGCGAGCACAACAACAACAACUACCAGCACUGAGCUGCCAGCAACAACAACAACAGCAGCAGCAACAACUGUAGCCAUACCCACGCCCAGCAGCAACAUGAGCUCGUAUAGCGCCAAACUCUUGGCUGAUAUUGCUGCCGCUGCUGCCGCACAGCGCAGCAGGCCAAAGGCAAAUAAUUUGAUUAUUAUGAGCAACACGCCCAACGCCAGCACGCCGGCUGCAGCACCCAGCGGCAUUGCCAAAUGGUUGCAAGCACGCUCCAAAGAUGAGCCCAUUACUAGCUCCAGCACCAGCACCACAGCUGCGCCGCUUGCUGCGCUGCUAGAUUACACGCCCGCCCAAGGUCACGACUCGCCCAUUUUCAAGUUCAAGGUGCAACGUGGCGGCCAUUCAGCUGAAGCAGCUGCCACACGCUGUCGCAGUCAUCAGUAUCGCGAUGCGCAGGGCAAAUGCCGUGCCAAGCGUUCCGGCUCCGUACUAAGAAAACUGUUUGGCAUGCUGGUGUCGCUGCCCUUUGCCGGCAAUCGACGUGGUCUCGGUCAUGGCCUGCAGAUAUCACCACAAGCUGAGGGUUAA